CCAUAUAUAGGAGAGAUGGAGAAGAAAACCAAAAAGAAGAACCCUAGCAAGAGGGGGAGAAAAAGAGGAGGAAGAGGGGAGGGAAGGGAGAAGAAAGUGGAGGAGAUCAGCAGCAGCAGCAGCAGCCGCGGCCGCGGCCGCCGGAGGAUGGCGCCGGUGAAGAAGUCCAAGAAAGGGAAGCGCAAGUCCAAGGACUCCGGCAAGCUCAAGAUCGUCAAGUAUGGCGGCGGCGCCCCUCCCCUCCCCCCCGAGCUCCGCGGCCUCGACACCGAGUGGUGGUACACCUUCCUCCACAAGCACUCCGAGCUAGGUCUGAGCGCGCCGUCAGAUGAGGGGGAGGCGUUCAGGUAUUUCUUCAGGACGUCGAGGAGGACGUUCGACUACAUCUGCUCGAUUGUGAGGGAGGAUUUGAUCUCUAGGCCGCCGUCAGGGCUGAUCAACAUCGAGGGGAGGCUGCUCAGUGUGGAGAAGCAGGUGGCGAUUGCCAUGAGGAGGCUGGCGUCGGGCGAUUCGCAGGUGUCGGUGGGGGCGGCUUUUGGUGUCGGGCAGUCCACCGUCUCGCAGGUGACUUGGAGGUUCAUCGAGUCGAUGGAAGAGCGGGCUCGGCAUCAUCUGGUGUGGCCCGGGCAGGAGAGGAUGGAGCAGAUCAAGGCGAGGUUCGAGGCCGAGUCCGGUCUGCCGAAUUGUUGCGGCGCCAUCGAUGCGACCCACAUUAUCAUGACGCUUCCUGCUGUCGAGUCGUCUGAGGAUUGGUGCGACCCGGCGAAGAAUUACAGCAUGUUCCUGCAGGGGAUUGUUGAUGAUGAGAUGAGGUUUAUUGAUAUUGUCACUGGUUGGCCUGGCAGCAUGAUGUUUUCGCGGUUGCUGAAGUGCUCUGGGUUUUUCAAGCACUGCGAUGCUGGGACUCGCUUGGAUGGCCCUGUCAUGGUUUCAGCAGAGAAUGGAGAAAUCAGGGAGUACAUUGUUGGUAACAAUUGUUAUCCUUUACUCCCAUGGCUUAUGACUCCCUAUGAAGGGGAGAGUCUGUCUGCUCCAAUGGCCAGCUUUAAUGCUAGGCAGAAGGCUGCAAGAACGCUUGGACCAAGAGCACUGUCACGGCUGAAGGGCUCCUGGAGGAUCUUAAACAAAGUCAUGUGGAGGCCUGAUAAGAACAAGUUGCCGAGCAUAAUUCUUGUCUGCUGUUUGCUUCACAAUAUAAUCAUAGACUGUGAAGACGAACUGCUUCCAGAUGUACAACUUCCAGAUCACCAUGAUACUGGUUAUAGUGAAGAGAAGUGCGAGCAAGUGGAUCCUAAUGGCAAGAUAAUGAGAGAUGUCAUUACAGGAUAUCUUCAAAUCUAAGAAGCUUCCCAUUGAACUUAGCUAAGCUGACUGGCAGUACUCUGGAGUUGCAAGAAGGCAUCUCUGUUCUUAUGUUUUUCUCCUCAGUUGUCCUUGUUGUAAUCAGACCUGCUGGUCUCCAUUCGGUAAAGAUUAGCAAUGAAAUAAUUCAGUUAGGAAUUAGCUAGCUCAGGAGCAAACUAUCUCUUCCUUGAGUUAAGGAAAAAAUGUUAAUGUGUUCAUGGUGAUGACAAUCUCCAUCAUUUUGAGGUACAAGAUAUAUCAGUGGUCAAUUGCUUUGAAUGAA
Messenger RNA from Oryza sativa Japonica Group (Japanese rice), 1627 nucleotides. RefSeq names its product protein ANTAGONIST OF LIKE HETEROCHROMATIN PROTEIN 1. NCBI's taxonomy places the organism in Eukaryota, Viridiplantae, Streptophyta, Magnoliopsida, Poales, Poaceae. The record is from RefSeq and is a predicted model, not a curated record. Gene Ontology annotation, cellular component: ESC/E(Z) complex; PRC1 complex. Gene Ontology annotation, molecular function: chromatin binding.